AACAAACAAGAAUAGAAAGAGAAGAAGUGAAAGAAGAAGAAGAAGAAGAGGAGGAAGAGAAGAACUAAAAGAAGAAGAAGAAGAAGAGGAAGAAGAGGAGAAAGACAAACAAAAACAACAAAAACAAGAAGAAUGGACACAACUCCCACGCUUUUAAACACAACCACCACCACCACCACCACCACCACUGUCAUCACCACCACCUCCACCUCCUCCUCCACCUCCUCCACCUCCUCCAUCUCCUCCACCUCCUCCUCCUGCGUGGUCGUGGUGGUCGUCAGUGGAAGGAAUGCCUCGUGUAGUGUUGAAGCCAAUCCAGGGGGGGCGCCGCACCCCUCCGAUCAGCGCCAGGCCUUGUUGGGGACCUCCCUCCUCUGCCGUCUCGUUAGUAUAUCUAGGUAUGACCGUCCCAGCAUCUUCUGUUGGAGGUGCGGUCAUGGCGGCGUGGUGGGCGGGGUGGGCGGCGCGGGCGGCGGCAGCGUAACGGGGAGCGGGUGGCGCGCCGGCCCCAAGGCGGGGGGCGCGGCUAGCGGACCCGGGUCUCCGCCUGCCAUGUCCAAGGGCCGCCCGCGAGGAGCGUCGAGCCCCGCGGUAAGUGGCGGCGGGCUGUCCCCCGUGGCCGUGUCCUCCCCUGCUGCCGCUAUGAAUGGCGAGCGCCGCGCGGCCGUCGAGGUGGCGCCCCCCGCCUCCCGCCGUCAGGUGAGGACUUCCGCCACCUUCACCUCAAGCAUCAAGGGGCUCCUGCAGCAGCGGGAAGAAGGCGCUGGCGGCACCGGCGGGGUGCUUUCCUCGCUACGCCGCUCCCUGCCCCGCUCCAGGUCCUCGCCUGCACACAACGAGGGGCGCGCGCCCCUGCCUGAAGAGACCGGCGUCCCGCGUCGCACAGUGCCGGGCGGCCCGCGGCCCCCCGGCGGCCCCUCGCCCCGCGGCCGCCGCACGCUGUCCAGCAUGGCGUCCAAGCGUCGUUCAGUGAUCCUGGAGGAGGACAAGGAGGCUCUCAAUGGUGAGGAGGUGAGUGUCGGCCCCUCCGCCGCCGCUACUACCCACACCACGGGGCCGGUGCGGCGGUUGUCCCCCAGGGCACGCCGCUCCCAGAGUGUUCAGGAGGAGCGGCACUCCCCGGCACGUGAGGUGCUGCCCAGACAGCACAGUGCCGAGGAACAGCCCGACCAGCAGCAGCAGACACAGUCACAGCAGACGCAGGCUCAGCAGCCUGCGGUGGAGCAGAAGGAGGAGGAUCGCACGCGGGAGGCAUCCACGCUGACCGAGAAAGAGAAAGUGGAAGGUGAGCGUGAAGAGAAGGACAAGGAUGAGCGUGAGGAGGAGGAGGAGCGCAGGGCGCCCCAGGAGGAGGAGGAGGCCGAGGAGGCAGUGGACAAGUCCCCCGACGGCCGCUUCCUCAAGUUUGACCACGAGAUCGGCCGCGGCUCCUUCAAGACUGUGUACCGCGGCCUGGACACCGACACCGGCGUGGACGUGGCCUGGUGCGAGCUGCUGGAACGCAAAUGGAACAAGAACGAGAGGCAGCGUUUCCGAGAGGAGGCCGAGAUGCUGAAGGGCCUCCAACACCCCAACAUUGUACGCUUCUAUGACUACUGGGAGGUGCACAGUGCCAAGAGGAGGUGCAUUGUGUUGGUGACAGAGCUCAUGACUUCAGGGACCCUUAAACAAUACCUCCGGCGCCUUCGCAAAGUCAACCUGAAGGUGCUGAAGAGUUGGUGUCGGCAGAUUCUGAAGGGGCUGCAGUUUCUUCACUCCCGCAGCCCCCCGAUCAUCCAUAGAGACCUCAAGUGUGACAACAUCUUCGUCACCGGCACCACUGGGUCGGUCAAGAUUGGCGACCUGGGCCUGGCGACUCUCAAAAACAGAUCGUGUGCUAAGAGUGUUAUUGGCACCCCAGAGUUCAUGGCCCCAGAGGUGUAUGAGGAGCACUAUGAUGAGAUGGUAGAUGUGUACGCCUUUGGGAUGUGCAUGAUGGAGAUGGCAACACUGGAGUACCCUUAUAAGGAAUGCUCCGGUCCUGCUCAGAUUUACAAGAAAGUCACGACGGGGGUGAGGCCACAGAGCUUCCUAAAGAUUGAGGAUGAGGACGUCAAAUACAUUGUGGACUGGUGUACUCGCCUCCACAACGCUGAGAGACCGACAGUGAAGGACCUCCUGAACCAUGAGUUUUUCCAGGAGGACACAGGAAUCAAGGUGGAUCUGGCCAACAAGGAGGAGGCCAUUGCUACUGAUGUGGGCAAGGUGGUGCUAAGGUUACGUGUUGUUGAUGCCAAGAAGAGGAAAGACAAACACAAGGAAAACGAGGCUAUUCAGUUUGACUUUGACAUGGAGAAGGACAACCCAGACAAGAUUGCCGAAGGAAUGGUAAAGAUGGAGAUGAUCAUGGAGGAGGAUGAGCGGUCUGUGGCCAAGAUGAUCCAGACACAGAUCCAGCACCUGCAGCGGGAGCGAGAGGAGCGCCGCAAGAAGGAUCUGCUGGAGAAGGAGAAGCAGCAGCUGGAGGAGCAACAACAGCUCCAGCAGCAACAGAUGCAGCAGCAGCAGCAGCAGCAGCAGCAGCAACAAAUGCAACAACAGCAGCUACAGCCACAGCAGCCUCAGUUGCAAACACAGCAGUCACAGUUAGGACCACCACAGCAGCAGCUGUCACAACCCUUACAGCCUGCUGCACAGCCCACCAUCCAGACCCAGACAUCUAUGCCAGGAGCAGCAGUGCAGCAACCACCACAGCCCACACAGCUGGAGCCUCAGCAACAGCAGCAGCAGCCACAGCAACAACAACAGCAGCAACAACCACAACAGCAACAACCACAGCAACAACAACCUCAGCAACAACAGCCACAGCAACAACAACCUCAGCAGCCACAGCAGCAGACACAGCAGCAGCAACCUCCACAGACCACCCAGUUGCAGCAGCCACCACAGCAGCCUACGGCCCAGCCACAGCUCCAGCAGCCGGCCCUGCAGCAGGACACACAACAGCAGAUCCUGGCUGACACUCUUGCUCCAGAAAAACAAGGUGAAGGAGUGAGGGAGUCCGGCUACUACACACUCACUACUGGCAGUGAGGCACAGCAGACCUUUGCACAGGAUGGACAGUUAUUCUCUGGGACGUAUGGGUUUAGUAGUUAUCCUGCCAGCUCAACCCAGUACCAGCCUGUGAGCGCCGGCUUCCCGCAGCCCCAGUACCCGCCGCCCCUCACCACUGCUGGCACCUCGGCCGCCCCGGUGUACCAGCAGCAGCCUCCACUGCCACAGGUAGAUCAACUCCAAUCACAGCAGCCACAGCAGCCUCCUGAAUAUUACAGUAGCCUUAGCUCUCAGGGGGUGGUAGGGGGCGGGCCCCUCAUGAUAGGCACCUCCCCUGUGGUGUUGACCUCCCAGCAGGUCCCUGUUCAGACUCACCCACUAGUGAUGGCCUCCAUGCCCAUGGUGGUGCCCACACCAGUGCCACCCCAGGUGCCCCAGCACCCAUCCAUGGUGCCACAACAGCCAGCACUUGCCCCACAGCCAGGAGUACUGCCCUCCACCCUGCCAGCGCUGCCUCAGGCUAUCCCCAGCCAGGCGGCUCUGGUGCCGCCACUCUCCAUGGCCACACAGCCACUGCCCCUGGCCCAGCAGGCAUCAGUGUCCCAGUCUGUGGUGACCUCAGUGCCACUCAUACCACAAUCGGGAGCUGCAGCAACCCCGCCAAUAGUGACACACUCUGUGGUGCCUCCCUUGCCUGUGGCUGCUGCCCAGGCCUUACCAGCCAACCCCAUGGCCAUGGCCCAGACCCUUAUGACUUCCCAGGCCUCCGUGGUGUCCCAGCCAGUCAUUGCUGUGCAGCCUGCCACCGUGUCACAGGCCAUGGUUGUGCCCCAGCUGUCACACCAGGCCAUGGUGACACCACACCUUGUGCCAAUGCACCAGAGUAUUGUGUCCUCACAGCCCCUGGUGACCACACCCUCAGUGAUGACGUCACAGCCUCUGGCCACCUCACAACCCCUGGGUACAUCACAGCCACUCAUAAUGUCACAGCCAAUGAUCACCACACAGCCUCAGAUGGUAUCACAGGGCCCUGUCACAUCACAGCCCCUGGUGACCUCACAGCCACAGCUGGUACCCCAGCCCCUUGUAACUCACAAGGCACCAGGCAUUGCUGAGGUCCAUGUGGUUAGUCGCAUGGACAUGCACAGCCACCCUGCCAUGGGGCCGCCUCUCACUGUGGUACCGGAGCCUGUGCCAGCCCUGGCCACACAGCCUGGAGUGCCUGCCCCCCAGGCCCCAGCCAGCCUGGCACCAGCCUCUCAACCGCUCACCACGGAGGUCUCCCCUGUCCUGAUGGCAGCCUCCCUCCCCAGUGCUGGGCCACCACAGGGCCUGGUGUCAUCACAAGCCACCAUCAUCACCACCACUGCUGCCUCCACCACCACCCUAGAUACAGUACCACCCCAGCCCCCCGCCAGCAGUGCCCUGCCAGACAGCCAGGAUGCAGCAGCCACACAGCCCACGACCCUGCAGAGCCAGCCGACCGUGGUGCCAUCCCUGCCGCCAGUGGUGUCGUCCGUCACGCCGGUAGGAGCCAGCCCGUCACCAUCCACGGUGGUGGGCGAUGCCAGCCAGGUGGAGUCUUGUCCUUCACCGCAGAUCCUCGCCGACACCUACUCUCACCUGCUCAAUGACAGGUCUGGGGGUGGCCAUGAGAUGCAGACCACCACCUCCCACUCCACCACUGCAAGCUGCAACACCCAGCCCUCCUCCACUACCCCUUCCACUCUACAUCCUCCUUCCUCAACCCUUUCCUCCUCCUCAACCACCACCACCACCACCACCACCCUGACGACCUCCGCCUCCGCCCCCACCAUUCACCCUACGUUUGAUCCCAGUGCGGCCUCAGAGUCGGAGUGCAGUGAGCACCCGGCUGAUGGCUCCGGCAGCAAGACCCACUCGGAGCGCACCAAGAGACCCCGCAAGAAGAAGACCCAGGAUCGAUUCCCCAAACUGACUGUGCUGAGUGCCAACGAGACCAUGGUGGAGUGCCAGUUGGAGACCAUUAAGCAGAAGACGAUUACCUUCAAGUUCGACAUCACCGACAACGACGCACUAGACGUGGCCAACAAACUGGUAAUGACAAACCUGCUGCCGGGGAACCACUCUGAAGUCGUCACCUUGUACAUCAACGACAUUAUGCAGCAGCUGAAGACCAACCCGAAGGUGCUGCCCGUUGUGUCCACCCCCUGCCUGGACUCACGCCCUGGUCAGCAGCCAUCCCAGGACAGCCACCACCGCUCUCCGUCAGCCUCCCGACGCCACAGGGAGGACUCGGAUGCCAGGGCUCGCUACCUGGCCAGGAAGCUGAGUCGGUCCUCCCCCAAGCGGCGGCGGCGACACAGCUCUCGUGAGGAAGGCACCGGGGCUGAUAGCACGCCUGGCACCCCCAGCAAGAGGGCUGAAGUCAGGGAAGUCCCACCACAGGGACAGACCAGCCCCGUGCACCAGCCUCAGCCCCAGCAGGACACGCAGCCUUCAGUAACACCCACAGCAUCAAUACCACAGCCACAGAAGCCUCCUGUCACGCCACUGGUCCCUCAGGCUUUCAGAACAUCACGCUUCCUGGUGAGUCCCGUGGCGGAACACAAGGUGGUGCCGGGACUGGAAGCAGAGGACACAGCAGCUGGAGUGGCACAGAAGCAGCAGCCACAGCAGCAGCCGCAGCCGCCAAUGGACACCCUGACCCCCAGUCUUGUACCCCUUCCGGAUGAGUCCCCUCAAUCCAGCUCCAUCCCUGCUUCCUCUACUGCUGCUCUGCUUCCACCUGCACAACCCCCUUCUGCUUCCACUGUGCCCCCACCACACCAGGACCCACAGCAUGAAGCUGUGAGCAUCAGCAGUGGCAUACCAACCUCCCAGCCGGGAUCAGGGGGCCCCACUCCCCCACACCACUGCACGCCGGAGAACACCUACACUUCAGACAGCCAGGCCAGACUCUCCCAGCAGAACUCACUGGAGAAGAAUGACAGCGUGACCUCCAACAGCAACUUGUCAGACCUGGCCCGCAAGCUACAACAGCUGCAGACGUCUGUGGGUUCGGCCUCAGCACACUCCAUGAGUUCAGUGCACACCGCGCCGCCUCUCACCAUGCCCAGCCACCCCAGCACCCCCGUCUCCCUGGCCACUCAGCCCACCUUCAGCCACGACCUCAACACACAGCUGGCAGGGGUGCUGUCCUCUCGGGCGUCACGCUGCUCACGGGCCCUCUGGUCGCCGUCUACCAACUACAAAACCUGCCCAGCCUUCUUCCACGUGUUGGCUCCUGAGGAGGGUGGUGGUGGUAGUGGUGGUGGAGGUGGUGGUGGUGGUGGUGAAGGCAGCAUAGGAGCCACGGGUCUUGGAGUGCCGGUGCAGGAGCCGAACUUGGUGAUGCCAUCUCAGGGACCACAUUACACUAACACCACCACGGAUAUUCCACCUACGGAUCUACACAAGGUUGCAUGUGAGUUGGAAGCUGGUGGUGGGAACUUAGGUGUCCACCCACUGUCUCCGGCUCCACCCCACACCACUCCGCUCACCAUCGUGGUCAGCCCCCCCGCCCCGUCGCCGCAGGGCCCCACCUUGCUACCACACCAGGGUGGGGUGUCCAUGGGGGCAGAAGAGCGGCCAGAUCUGGUCACCUCGGCCAUCUCCAGUGAGGCCGUCGCCCACACCCUGGUCACACCCCACACCACGGGCGUCCUGGUCACCCCAACCAUGCCGCUGGAGGCUGUGGGCGUCCCCAUCACCUCGGAGGUGUUCCGGGGCUACCAUGCAGUGCCCCAGCAGGCCAUCAACACCACGGCCCUACACCAGCUGUCAGCCUUUCCGCCAGAGAUGCCGGAGGGCACCACAGUGAGCUUCAUUCCUCAGCCCAGCAUGGCUGUUGGCGAGGCUGGACAUAUGGAUCCCCACCAGGUGGCCUUGGGCACGGCAUACAUGACUGCCCAGCUAGGCCAGGUGAGGGGGGAGGUGGAUCAGGUGGUGGGGGAGGGCAGCCAGACCAGCAUGGAGCACAUCCCCCUCACUGGCUCAGCUCCCAUGUGUGUGCCCACGCCCAUGAGCCUGACACAGGGAGCCACCCAGACCAUGACCUCUGACAUGCACCCUGAGAUGAGCAUGUCUGGCACAGCCCUCACACUGCCGCCUGGAGUGAUGCUGGCCAUGCCCGCCAGCUCUGUCCAGCGGAACAAGAUGGACCUCAACGCUCUCAAGGAACAGCUGCAGAAGUUGGUGCCUGGUGCCCACCUCACCCUCACCCAUCAUCCAACAGAGGGCAACGUAAACUCUGGAUCUCCCUCCCUGGACGGGCUGCCUCCAGUGUACCCACAGGCUCCCCUCAGUGCUGCCCAGACUGCCAUGGGUGGUAUCCCCCUCACAGUGGUGGGCUCCAGCGCCAUGACACACCAGGAGGGCCUGGCAGCCACUAGUGAGGCGGGCGUCAUCCUCCCCCAGACAGUACGACUCCCUGGAGGGGAGACAGUGGCAUUUGUGGGGCCUGUCAUGAUGGAACCUGGAUGCCAGCCUCCCCUUGGCUACCCUACCAUGCUGCCGCUGGGCAUGGAGAAAGACAGGGGCACGCCCCUGCAGCCUGGGCCACCCCUGUCCCGUACACCUUCUCUUAAGGAAUCAGAGGAACAAGGUGGAGAAGCUCGGCAGACCAGGAUUGCACGCUUCCAAGUCACCAAGGUGGCAGAGGAGGCUGUCAGAAGAGCCUCAGACGCUUCCACCGCCAGCAGUCCAGUCAGCUCCCCUGUGAGGCGGGGCCGCUUUGCCGUCACCAAGGUGGCAGAGUCUGUGGACUCCACCGAGGGUGGCUCAGGAAGCACUGCUCCCACACCGGCUCCCCCGGACACUCCUAACCUUGUCCAGCAGCCUCUUGAAGACUUACAGGGCCAGACCUUCUCCGAGCCUCCCUCUGCCAUCCCCUCUGUGCCUCCCUCUAUGUCCUCCUCCCUGGUCAUGGAGGACAGCCCAUCCUCCAUCCCGGCAGAGAAGAGACAUGCAGGUCCUGCACACACGUCUCCCGAGGAGCAGCUGCCCACGCCGGAUGGGAGCCGCAGCAGCGCAGUUGUUACUAGACUUCCUGGCGAUAGGUGGCAGCCCCAGCCCCUGCCUUCACUCUCUUCCUCUGCCUCUCCUCAGCAGCCACCUCUGGGUGGAGGGUCCACCCUCACCCCCUUACCCACUCCUAAUCCUCUCAUUUCUAACCCUCCUGCUGCCAAGAAGGCUGCCACACCCAGCCACAAGCCAGACGCCACUAACCAGCAAGCCAAGAUCCUGGCUUUCAGAAACAGCAAGGCAAAUCUCCACCAGCUGAGCCCUCACCCUCCCCUCACCCCCACAUUGUCUUGGGGCUCAGAGAGGGGCAUUCCCGAGGCCAUCAGUCCCUCCUCACCCCCCAAUGCCGGGAGGAGGAAGACCGAGGAUUGGGAGGAAGGAUCUGCCACGGGGACCAAGGCUUCCAGCACCAAGUCCAGCCCACUUGUAUCUGCCCGAAGCACAUCCUACGAUGCAGACACCGAGGAGUCCUCAGAGGCCUUGCUGAGCCAGGACUCGGGCAGCAGCUUUGAUGCGGCACACCAGAGCACCAGCAGUGUGUCCCCACACACCCACCAGCCAGCCACCCAGAAGGCCGGUGUGUCCCCCAGCCCACAGAGAAGCAAGGGCACUGCCAUCUUGACGGCCUCAUCCCCCAGCCCUCCGAAGGGCAAGAUCAUCAAGUGCUCCAAAUUGGGAGGCAGCAACAACUGGCUGGACCGUAGCAGCAGCAUUCACGACCUGGGCGGUCUGUUUCAGGAGGUGAAGCGCUCCCGGGAGUUUCUGAACAAGUCCCGUGAGUACCUGGCUCGUCCCUCCCUCAAGGUGGAGAGCAGCAGCAUGCCACUGUCCCGCACCAAGAGUGUCAGCAGCCUACAGCACUUUGGCCUGGCCAGUGCCAAAGACAGCGGCCUCUCUAAGUCCUCAUGGGACCUCAACAAUGUCAUUGGCUCCCCGCCAAGCUUCCACUCCCUGCGCACUGCCAGCAGCUCCAGCUUCAGCGAGAGUCACCGGCCUCGCCCCCACACCCCACCGCCCAAGAGGAACCCAGCCCUGCGUCGCCUGACUGGCCAGGAUGGCCUGGGCAUGGGCGACUCAGUCUACCACACUGUGCACUCCACCCCACGUCACUCCCAGGCCAGGCCUGCCAAAGGGAUCGGGAUGACCUCCCCCCACCUUCCAGCCCGGCCCCAGACCCCGGCCUUCCAGGAGGAUGUGUACUACACCAUCCAGGGCGAGGCAGGGGUGACGCAGCACUACCAGGCAGAGGACAGCCGCUCCUGGCACCACCUACAGGAGGACCACCGCCCCCUUACCUACACCAGCAGUGAGGAUGACUCAGAGCUGGAGGAGCCCAUGUACCAGCCACUGCAAGAGUGGCCUCCCUCAGAAGCCCUCAACUCACACUAUCUCUCAGAGAGCCCCUACUCCCCCAGCGACAGCUACCCCCCACCACACUAUGUCCCCACUGAGGCUUACAACCCCACUAUGGGAGAUGACCCAUUACUCCCCAAGGUCCUCAAGACAUUCCUGGCACUCCCCUUCCCCUCCCUCUCCUCACUAUCCCCCCAUCUCCCCCAAGAGCCUAAGAGCCCCGCAGCAGCGCCACCACCACAAGUAUUACCUUGGCGGACAUUCCACGUACCAAACCUACCAUGGCCCUGGCUUUUCCCCCAUGUCCCUCCACCCUCACUCAUGCCACGGCUCCCAAUGCUCCCUCAGUCCCCUCACUAUCAGCUGUCGCGUCCCUGCAUGCUCCACAGUCACCCUCACUCCCCCUCUAGUCGACCAUGGCCUUCAUCUCCGGCCCAGCUCGAGAUGGGUUGUGUUUACUCUUGGACAGAGGAGGAGGUGGAGACGAUCAAACAGGAGCUGGAAGAGUACUCGGAGGAUGACGACAGCUUCCAGCAACUUCUGUCUAAGCAGGAGAUGGAGGAAGCAGAGCUGCGCCGCCGCCACCAGCAGGAGAGGGAGGCCUUCAGGUUACGGCGCCACCAGCGCCACCAACAGAAGCAGCGUCCAAAGUCACUCCAGCUGUCCUCCUCCCCCAGUCCAUCAGCCCAGCCCCCGACACCCCCUUCUCCCCAUGCUGCAGGGGAGGCCGGCAAGGGCAGCAUAGAUACAGCUGUGUCCUCUGACCACACCUCAGACAUGUCUGGGGCGGGAGCAGGCAAGAAAGGACGCACCAUCUCAGAGGACAUGCUGGAGCUGGUGCAGAAUCUGGGUGCACCGCGGCAGGUGGCGCGGCCGCCACCUGGCAAGAUGACCCUCAACCAGAUGAUGGCACAGCAGAAGGCCUUGGCCAGCAUGCCGUCUCAGGGGCAGCGGCCGGCAUACCCUGGUGUGGGUGUAGCUGCAGCAGGGCCUUAUCACACUUUCUCAGCGUUCCAAACAUUCCCCCUCCCCUACCAACGGCUGUCCGACGCCUCUGGGGUGACUGGGCCCCAUGCUGAAGAUGGAGCUGCUUCCCUGCCAAGCAGCAGCAGCAGCAGUAAUUUACAGCAGCAGCAACAGCAGCAGCAGCAGCAGCAGCAGCAGCAGCAGCAGCAGCAGCAGCAGCAGCAGCAACAGCCACAGCAGCCGCAGCCGCCGCAGCCAGCUGCCACAAGUGCCUCUUGGGUACAUUGGCAACAGCAGUAGGUUUGGCCAACAUUCCAAGUUCCCACUGACUGCUGGGAAUCUCCAUCUGUGAUCCCAUAUAUUUUUUUUGUUUCUGUUAACUCCCAUCUGGAGCUGGACUCUGGUCGUCAGCAGUGGAAGCAGUGCCUUCCUGCUUGGCUAGUGAGGGGUACUAAUGUAUUGUCCCAAACUCACUGCUGCCAUACAACACAGGGUGUGGAGGGGGGAGGGGGGAGGGAGACACAGUCUGGGCCAGCAGUGUUUCCAUUGCCUGAGACAGAGUUGCCAACUAGUCACGUAAUAGAAGGGAUGGAGGAGGUCUGGCUCGCCAAGGUGCCUCUCGCCGGCUGGACUGUUGGUUGUUUACGCCGAGGUCCCUUGGUCAUCCACUCUUUGUUUUCACUAUGACUAGGUUUGUUGUUUGCUAGUGAUUCUUUAUUGUUUUGUUGUACUGUUCCACGGCCAAGAACGAGCCGGGUUCGCCUCGGCCCACCGAGACGGACACUGCCUUGGUCCGCCGUUUGUUGAUAUGACUAAGGGUCGACGUGUGUAAAUGAUGUAAAAAUAUGUACAGAGAGUCGUGUACAGUGAGGGGGAUUGUGAUGAAUCUAUUGCUGGAGGUGUUUGCUUCACCCUUGUUUUGGGCAAGCCAGUGCUGGCCGGUCUUCCAUCAGCCGCUGGGGGGCAACGUGCUGCUGCCAGGAGCGGCGUGGCAGGCCCGGCAGGCCCGGCAGCUGUUACUUCUCGCCAGAGAGUCUCUGUCAGGAUCGUCGGGCACUGCUGAAGGCUUUCUCUCAUUUAGUCUGCAUGUAGCACUGCUAUAGUAAGGGACCUGGACACACUGACAGUAACCUUGUGAUGACCAUUGGUGCUACAGCCUUGCUUCACACAGCCUAUAAGUUAUGCAGGCGUCUCUCUACUAGUGCAUACAUUGGACUGGUCUUGAUGCUGACAGCAAAACACAAGGACUGAUGGACAGCAGAGUAGGAGGUUUGCUCCCUCCUCCUGUCCAGCAAGCAUGCUCACCUUGCACACCACACCACACCACACCACACCACACCACACCACACCACACCACACCACACCACACCACACACACACACACACACACACACACACACACACACACACACACACACACACACACACACACACACACACACAGCUCAUGAGGACCUUACUAAUGAACGGCAGGCUUGCAGUAACAUGGACAGGAAUACACUGAUGGCAACAGACCAUCAUGGAGACACUUAGUGGUUCCUGUAGCCAUGGAGGAGUGUUAGUGGUGUACCCAAGGUGUGGUAGUGACUGGGGAGAGAUGUAACAAACCCUCCCAAUGAUGUGUCUGUUGUGUGUUCACCAUCAUCGUCUUAUUUCAACACAUCAGCUUCAGCGUUACGCCUCAGAGCCGCCACAGUAUAGUUCACUUCAAUAAUUAACGAAUUGUAUGUGGCGGUGGCCUUUUAGCCUAGUGACCCUUUGCUGUGGCCCCACCAACCAUCCAGCUCCUCCCCAGCAUGCAUAAGCUGCGUGCCAACAGAGGUGUGUCUCGCAGACCAGUGCACCACCACCUCAGCGGUGUCUGCCUGGCACUUCCGCGCUUCACCAAGCUUAGAGACAACCAGACGAUAUUUAGCUAACAGCAAUGCGCGCCUGCCUCCACCAAGAACUCUCCCUACCUAGAAGCAAACCGUUGUGGUGAGUGCGUCGUCACACCGCCGUGCUGGCCUGGGGUGGUGCUCUGCUUGUCCAGGUUUUUGCAGUCUUUGUAACCCAAGUAAAAUUGGCUUUCUAGAUUGCUGCCUCUAUCCAUUACUGAGUAUUUAUGUUACCUAGAUUAAUAUUGUAAUAUAUUUUAUAUUCAGUUUUGUAAGGCUUGAAUUGUAAGUUACUAAGAUUCCUUCCAUUACUAUUCUUAAGUUUGAAUUGGCUGCUGCCUUGUUUGCACAGUUCAUUUGUGGACAAAGUAACCCACUCUGGCUGCUGCAUCACAGCCCUCAGCUGCCAUAUGUUGUCUGCCAGUUGAACAAGAUUCCAUGAAGUCCACUCUUUAUUGUGCUGUAAUAUAUCUUGUAUGAUAACUAGACUUAUUAAUAAAGUGGUGCAAAAUUU
This is a messenger RNA of Portunus trituberculatus (swimming crab), 12786 nucleotides long. RefSeq names its product mucin-2-like. Gene Ontology annotation, cellular component: cytoplasm. Gene Ontology annotation, biological process: protein phosphorylation; positive regulation of sodium ion transmembrane transporter activity; negative regulation of sodium ion transport. NCBI's taxonomy places the organism in Eukaryota, Metazoa, Arthropoda, Malacostraca, Decapoda, Portunidae. The record is from RefSeq and is a predicted model, not a curated record. Gene Ontology annotation, molecular function: ATP binding; potassium channel inhibitor activity; chloride channel inhibitor activity.